AUGAACGUGCAAGUCAGCUCAAGGGCGGAAAGUCCAUCGACUUCUCCUCUGACAGACAGCUUCGGGCGGUUUCAUGAUUACCUUCGCAUCUCUCUAACAGAGCGCUGCAACUUGCGGUGCAAAUAUUGCAUGCCGGAGGAAGGAGUCCAGUUGUCUCCGUCUGAGAAGCUCCUGACGAGUGAGGAGAUCUACAGACUUGCGUCUCUGUUUGUCAGAGAAGGUGUAUCCAAGAUUCGACUCACGGGAGGGGAGCCGAUGGUGAGAAAAGACAUUGUGGAUGUGGUGGCUCGGCUGGGGAGCUUGAAGGAGAGGGGAUUGGAGACGUUGGGUAUGACAUCCAACGGGAUUACUCUAGGAAGACACUUAGACGUUUUCCUGCUCUUCACUUCUUACUUCCCUUCAUUCAUGCAGGGGGGAUUGGAUGCUGUGAAUAUCAGUCUUGACACGCUGAUAGAACCGAAGUUUGAGCUGAUCACGAGGAGAAGGGGUUUUUCAAGAGUGUUGGAAUGUAUAGAACAAGCUGCCAAUAUGAAGGCUCAAGGAAGGUUGAGAAUGAAUUGUGUAAUGAUGCGGGGCGUGAACGAUGACGAAAUUAUCCCCUUCGUCGAGUUUGCAAUGAAAAAGAAACUGAAUGUACGAUUCAUUGAGUAUAUGCCAUUUGAUGGUAAUCGCUGGAGCGACAACAAGUUUGUCAGCUACAUGGAAAUGCUCGAUGUGAUCAAGAAACGUUUUCCGUCAUUUCAUCGCAGAAGAGACGAAGACAAAGCGAACGACACCUCGAAGGCCUGGAAGAUUGAAGGAGAAGAGGGAAGUGUAGGCUUCAUUACCUCGAUGUCGCAACAUUUCUGCGGUUCCUGCAACCGUCUAAGAAUUACUGCAGACGGGAGCAUCAAAGUUUGUCUCUUUGGCAACGAGGAAGUUUCUUUAAGGGAUCGCAUGCGCAGCGGCGACGGCGAUGAUCAGCUUCUCGACGUCAUUCACGCUGCGGUUUGGAGGAAAGCAGCGAAACAUGGCGGCAACGGGGACAUGCAUGAACUGGCAUCGAGCAAGAACAGGCCAAUGAUCAAGAUAGGAGGAUGA
Molecule: messenger RNA, 1080 nt
Organism: Guillardia theta CCMP2712
Lineage: Eukaryota; Cryptophyceae; Pyrenomonadales; Geminigeraceae
Exons: 12
Coding region: 1-1080 (359 amino acids)
Biological process (GO): Mo-molybdopterin cofactor biosynthetic process
Molecular function (GO): GTP 3',8'-cyclase activity; metal ion binding; cyclic pyranopterin monophosphate synthase activity
Source: RefSeq, a predicted model, not a curated record